GUUUGAAAGGACUACAAGGAUUAAUUAAUCUGAUAAAAAGUUAACGUUUAGAAGAUGAACAGAAGUUUAAGUCAGUGUCCAUAUGAGGACUGGGAUAGAGUAUCAAUCUCGAUUUGUAAUCCCUCAGAAUAUUUCCACUGUUUGCAAGACGAAUUCGGUCGGAUUGGAUGGCUAUGCACUCAACCAAUAUGGGUUGAAAAAAGUAGAUGUCCUGUUUACGAUAUUGGAGCCAAAAUGCUGGAUUCUAUUUUCUGCAAUACGACAAACUGCUCAUUAGGGAAUUACAAAUCUAAUUAUGUAUAUAGAGGUAAUUCUUCUCGAGAAAUACCAACAUCAGAACAAGAUGGAGGGGAAGGUAUUAAUCUAUCCCUUCUAAUGGACACUUCAAAUGAUACAUUUACCCGCGCAAGAAGUUGUCUUGCUACAAAGAGGUUUGUUGUUCUCAGAGGGGUUCAGGGAUCCGGGAAAACAUACUUAGCGAAAAAAUUAGCUGAUAAUAUCAACCAGAUAUCUAAUACCAAAUGCCAAGUACACUGGAUCCAUGAUGUAUUGGAAAAUGGAAUACCUAGGUUAACAAACAAAGCAUUGUUUGUUUUAGACGAUAUGUUUUACGAACUGCAGUCCAAGGAUGAAAUUCAGGGCCUAAUAGAAAAAGUAAAAGAGCUCUUUGAUAAUGUUUGUUCGUCAAAAAGGUUCUACGCUAUUGUCACAAUUCCAACAUUAACAUGGAAGAUACAUUCAGAUUAUUUUCAAAAUGAAACAUACUUUACUAAUUAUGUCGAUCUAGAUACCUUAAAUACAGAAGAAAGACUAGAGAUUUUUAAUCAACAUCUAAAUCGUAGCGCUCUUAAAAAAGAAGGAGAUCCAACAAAAAUGCAGAAUCAAAUGGAUUUGCACGAUGCACGUAGAUUUAUUGAAGUUCCAAUAACCAGAAUCAAAAGCGAGAUUUCUCGUUUACUUGACUCAAAAAAUACUAAACAGAGAAAAAUGUUCACAUUGCUUGCAUUCAUGGCUUUCAAUAAUGGAAAACUGAACGUCAGAGAAUACGAUGAGGAUCUCCUUAUGGAGUUUGCCAGAAUUUUUUUUCCAUUUGAUAACUGUAGAGAGUUUACCCUACAGGAAAACGACCCAAGUGUCUUUUCACUUCAGGAAAAGUAUAUAAGGCAUGUAUCUGAUGGAAUCUAUGAAUUUUACUUGGAUAUUGUGAGAAAAAUAGUCUUAGUAAUAUCCUUGGGAAAAAACUUUGAAUCUUUAAAGAAGUAUGUGAGCCAAGAUAUGCUGAAGUGCAUUGUCUUGGAAAGAGGCAAAUUCCAUCUGAUUUAA
Messenger RNA from Saccostrea cuccullata (small rock oyster), 1323 nucleotides. RefSeq lists its product as uncharacterized. The transcript has 4 exons. Bases 55 to 1323 code for a protein of 422 amino acids. The record is from RefSeq and is a predicted model, not a curated record. Lineage: Eukaryota; Metazoa; Mollusca; Bivalvia; Ostreida; Ostreidae.